GAUUUACAUCAAAUACUGCUCAGCAGGAAAUAACCAUUAAACAAAACGGCCUUAUCACCCUCUUGCAGGUAGUCUCGUUAAUUAACUGCGCCUCCACUCCUCAGCCCCUCAAACUCGGGGGGCGUUAAGACCCAGCAGAGCUGCAAUAGUGAACAUCUGUCGCCUCGGUCUCCACAGUAUGAAUUGCGCCUGGUCUCCAGUCUGAAGACACACAGGCAGCGGCAGGCAGGCCGGCACAGCGCGGACGGACUAGAGUGGUAUUCGGGAUGCGAACAGAUGCCGCUGGACUAUGAGAGAGAGUGGAGUCAACCGCACUGAGCCGCAGCGAUAGGACAGCGAAAUGAAGACACCUAUGCGCCAUGGGAUAGCCGUGCUCCUCGUGGUUCUCCUGUGCGCCAGCUUGUUCCUCGUGUACAACGGCAGCUUCAACGGCGCUUCCAGGGACACUAACGACACGCGCAUCCGACAGCAUGAACAGCUGCGGCGGCCCACUGAAGCCUCCGUCAGGGUGGCCAAGCCUCACCCCCCAGUCCUCCAGGGAUACAGUGGCAUCAUCGACCAUAAGCCUCCCAGGAUGCACUGCCGGACUUGCGCCCUAGUGACCAGCUCAGGUCACCUCAGCGGAAGCGGUCGGGGGGAAGAGAUUGACCGGGCCGAGUGCGUCAUCCGCAUGAACGACGCUCCCACCGCCAGAGGUUACGCCCGCGACGUCGGCCGCCGCACCUCCCUGCGUGUUAUCGCUCACUCAAGCAUGCAGAGGGUCCUGCGGAGUCGCCACGAGCUUCUCAACGCCAGCCAGGACACAGUAUUCAUCUUCUGGGGCCCCAGCAGCUACAUGAGGCGUGACGGGAAGGGCCUGGUGUACAACAACCUGAGGCUGAUGAACCAGGUGCUGCCCAAACUCAAAGUCUACAUCAUCUCCUGGCAGAAGAUGCUGCAGUUUGACGAGCUCUUCAAAAAGGAGACCGGCAAGGACAGAAGGAUAUCAAACUCCUGGCUGAGCACCGGCUGGUUCACCAUGACUAUCGCCCUGGAGCUUUGCGAUCGGAUCAAUGUCUACGGCAUGGUUGCCCCUGACUUCUGCAGGGAGCCUCAGCACCACUCAGUCCCUUACCACUACUACGAGCCACGUGGUCCAGAUGAGUGUGCCAUGUACAUUUCUCAUGAGCGUGGGCGGCGGGGAAGCCACCACCGCUUCAUCACAGAGAAGCGGGUCUUCGCUAAAUGGGCACGGACUUUUGACAUCCACUUCUACCAGCCGGACUGGAGCCCUCCGCCUCUCCCAGCCAACCAAACGCUGGAGGGGACGCCCCUGGUACCCCAGAAGACGUGACCUGGGGUGAAGAAAAUGCUUUAGAGAUUCAUCUAAGAAAGAGUGAGGAUGGGGGACAUUUGCACUAAGGACUGCUGGACCCCUAACAGAAGAAUAAAAUGUGUAGUAGGCAAGAAAAAAAGUUAUCAUGGAUAAACUGUGAGUCUUGUUGAUCCUGCUGGACAUUUGUUAUAAAAAUUUCUCCAGCUUCACCGCUGCUUCUCCAGCAGUGUGGUCUGUUUACUGAGGUGAGGCAGAUCAAACUUUGUACAUCCCUUCUACAACUUGUAAAGUGAGUUUAUACAAGGAGGCAGCAUCAUUACACACUUCACUCUCAAUGCAUGCAUGCUGUGUUUUACUGUGGAUUCAUCGUUGUGUGUGUGUGUGUGUGUGUGUGUGGUGUGUGUGUGUGUGUUGUGUGUGUGUGUGGUGUGUGUGUGUGGUGUGUGGUGUGUGUGUGUGUGUGUGUGUUGUGUUUACCUGAGGGAUCACAGAGGAUACAAACUUGAGUCUGGACUACCUGCAAAGCCUCUGCUGCUGGAUGCAGGAUCUAUGCAGGAUUCACCACUUACUGUUCACUGAAAGAAAAACACUAUUACAAUGCCCGUAAUCUAACAAUUUAUGGCUGGAGCCAGCGUAAGAUGAAUACUAGUAAUAGUAGUACAAUUUGGCUAUUUGAAGUGUGAAUCAUUGCAUGCGUUUUUCAAAGACUGAGGAGGUCAAGUUGGAUAAGCUUGGAUCAACCAGUGUGUCCCUGAGCAAAACACUUAACCCAUAGUUGCUACAGAGGCGGGUGGCCUCUGAGAUAUAUAGCAAUUGUAAGUCGCUUUGAAUAGAAAGUGUCAGCUAAAUGACAUGUAAUGUAAUGUAAAGCUUCUAAAGACCCCUAUCUCGUGCAACAAAGGCCUCAAACACCUUUAAAAGCAGAUAUGAAUCACUUCCCUGACUUUCAUUGUUACUGUCUUGCAGAUAUGUGUAUUGUAAGCUCACCCAAGUCAAACUUGGCAAUGAAGUACUUCCUGGCUGAGUGACAAGUGUGUAACAUUAACAGUGAGGUUUUAUCUAAUGCGUGUGCGCGGCCUCUGCCCGUACGUAUGUAUCAAAAGGCUUUGUUUGCUCCUGUCACCACUUAAUAGCGCGAUUUAUAUAGCUACAAGCCAGAUUUCCAUGUAAAUGCACAGCUAUGUCACACAAGACAAGUGGGAGAUUAAAAUCGAAAGCAGGGAUGCAGCACCACCAUCCAUCCUACUAUAUAGCAUAUGUCUGCUGCCCGAAUCGCCUUGCAGAAGAAUUACACCGUUUUUCUGUUAAACUGAUGAGUAUGUGAUCUGUCAGUUAUUUCCUCUCUCGGUCUGGUUUGUGUUUUAUGUACACUUCCCUCAUCUAUGCAUAAGAAUUAGGUGUUGGUCUGGAGAAAGUGAUGAGACGUGGUUAUCUUAAUGAUACAUCCUGGUGCUAAGUCCCUCAUCUCUGUAAUGUGAGUAACGAGAGGAGGGAUGAUGUUGGUCAGAUAAAUAGGUGCUCAUACAAGGACUUGUUUCACAACACGUUUCCUUGGUGGCGAUGAGGACGGGAUUACUUUACAUACAUCACAAACAGAUGCAGGGGUGUUGCUGCUGACUUUGUGCUGUAGCAAAGACUAAUAUAUGCGUUUGUUUUCGAGAGACUUGUCAGCAAAUGGCUGUGCACAACAGUCUGUAAAGUGAUAAGCACUUGAAUAUUUUUUGGAUUUUGCCCAAUUAAAUGAGUCACUGUAUGUCGUUUGGGACUGCGAAUAUUUUCAUUUUAGAUUGUUUGGUCUAUAAAAAGUCAGAUAAUAGCGAAAGAUGUACAUCACAAGUUCCCAGAGCCCAAGGUGACAUUUUUAGAUUCCUUGUUUUAUACAUAACAGUCCAAAACCUAAAGCUAUUCAGUUGGCAUUAUAUAGAACAGAAAAGCAGCAAGUUUUCCCAUUUGACAAGGUGAAACCAGUGGAAUAUGUAAAUGUUCUGCUUCAUAAAGAACUUAAAGGAACAGCUUGACUUUAUUAGAAAUAUGAUUAUACCCUUUCUUUCUGGCUAACUAGUUAGCUGUGAAAACAGGAAUGUAAUUUGUUUUACAGGGGGCUAUGUGGACUAUGCUGGACUAUGUCUUGAUUCUAGGUCCCAGGUCUCUAGUUCUGGUCCCAGCCAAGACUUGUUCUGUCACAUAAGCCCAAUAAAACAUUACACUAAAAAGCAUAAGUUGUAUUUCUACAAAAACUAAUAAAAUAUAAUGUAUUAACUGAUUAGCUUAAAAAGGCACUGGUAGGUGGAUUUUUCUACCAACUAGCUGUAUUUCCGUUUUCGCUCGUCCUGUACGCUAAACUAAGCUAACCAGCUGCUAGUUCCAGCGCAUAAACUGCAUAAUAAUAAGCUCCAGCCAUAUAUUCUAGAGCUGACCCAUGGUAAUCAAUGUCUAAAUCAGUAUUUUCCCCUUUGUUUUUUUUAUUUUAUUAUUAUCAUAUAUGCAUUACCCAAAAAAUAAAAUAGCUCAAUAUAAAAAGAGUUAAUGAUAUUCAUUUUUCUUUCAUUUAUGCAUUAACAUUAAUUAGGCUAUAAUAUUCUCAGACAGGUUGUGUGUGUGUGUGUGUGUGUGUGUGUGUGUGUGUGUGUGUGUGUGUGUGUUUCUGCUGUAACUAUCAGCACGCAAGAUGUUGAAAAAGUCAAGCGUCUGGAAUAAUUUUGAAAUUUUCAAAAUACCACCCUUUUUCAAAAGCCAGAUCUGCCAAAAUAAACACCUGAAAACUGUAAUAGCUUAGCCUUGAUAAAGUAUGAUUGCCUUGCCCUUUAAAUUAUAUGUAUAUAUUUUAUAUGUAUAAUUUAUUUCAUGUGAUUAUCCAAUCCAUACCGACUGUUUUUUGUAAACGUCUCCAUUGUUUGUUAGCAACUGCAGAGUGCAAAGUGGUUGGCUAACCUGCCUGCCAGAAAACAGAAGUUAACUAAACUAAAAUAAUUUUCAUGCUGGCUCCAUGGGAACAAAUCAACAGAAGAAAUCCACGCUCCCCUGCCUUUUUUGUUGUUGUUGUUGCCCAGGAUGGAGUUGUAUCAUUCCACUUGGUAAAUACUUUUAUCAGUC
Molecule: messenger RNA, 4408 nt
Organism: Etheostoma spectabile (orangethroat darter)
Lineage: Eukaryota; Metazoa; Chordata; Actinopteri; Perciformes; Percidae
Gene: st6galnac5a
Product: ST6 (alpha-N-acetyl-neuraminyl-2,3-beta-galactosyl-1,3)-N-acetylgalactosaminide alpha-2,6-sialyltransferase 5a
Exons: 5
Coding region: 341-1333 (330 amino acids)
Biological process (GO): oligosaccharide metabolic process; ganglioside biosynthetic process
Molecular function (GO): alpha-N-acetylgalactosaminide alpha-2,6-sialyltransferase activity
Source: RefSeq, a predicted model, not a curated record